This is a messenger RNA of Lodderomyces pseudojiufengensis, 1365 nucleotides long. It is a transcript of the gene CMK2, whose product is annotated as calmodulin-dependent protein kinase. Gene Ontology annotation, biological process: protein phosphorylation; cellular response to oxidative stress. The record is from RefSeq and is a predicted model, not a curated record. The coding region runs from base 1 to 1365 and encodes 454 amino acids. Gene Ontology annotation, molecular function: ATP binding; calcium/calmodulin-dependent protein kinase activity. Lineage: Eukaryota; Fungi; Ascomycota; Pichiomycetes; Serinales; Debaryomycetaceae. The transcript has a single exon.
AUGCUGUCGGACGUAAAAAGUACAACCUCACAACCACACAAAGAUCAAAGUCAAAAUCAAUUUAAACAUUUUGUAAAUAAAUUAAAAGGACAACCAGAUUCAUAUGAGAGAAAGCAGCGAUAUAUAUUUGGAAGAACAUUAGGAGCUGGUUCAUUUGGAAUAGUAAGAUAUGCAAGAGAUAGAGAAACUGGAGAAGAUGUUGCAGUUAAAAUCAUUUUAAAAAAAGCAUUAAAAGGAAAUGAACAAUUAGUAUUAGAUGAAAUGAAAUUAUUAGAAGAAUUACAUAAUCCUCAUAUAGUUGGAUUUAGAGAUUGGUUUGAAAGUAAAGAUAAAUUUUAUUUAGUAACUCAAUUAGCUACUGGUGGUGAAUUAUUUGAUCGUAUUAUAAGUAAAGGUAGAUUUACUGAACAUGAUGCUUCAUUAGUAGUGAUUCAAAUGUUGGAAGCUAUACAAUAUUUACAUAAUAAAGAUAUUGUUCAUCGAGAUAUAAAACCUGAAAAUGUAUUAUAUUUAACAGAAGAUGAAAAUAGUCCUAUUGUUUUAGCUGAUUUUGGUAUAGCUAAAAGAUUACAAGAUGCUUCUGAAAAAUUAACAUCUUCUGCUGGUUCUUUUGGUUAUGCUGCUCCUGAAGUAAUAUUAGGUACUGGACAUGGUAAACCAUGUGAUAUUUGGUCAUUAGGUGUUGUCACAUAUACUUUACUUUGUGGUUAUUCUCCAUUUAGAUCAGAAAAUGUAUCAGAUUUUAUAAAUGAAGUCAAACAUAAUAAUGCCGUCAUAUUUCACGCCGAUUAUUGGAGGGAUGUAUCAAAAGACGCUAGAAGAUUUAUAAUUAAAGCAUUACAAUAUGAUCCUGACAAUAGACCAACAGCUACACAAUUAUUAGAAGAUCCAUGGUUAGUAUCUAUAGCUCAUCAACAUAAUGAAACUGACUUAUUACCCAAUGUUAAAGAAGGUUUCGAUGCUAAAGCUAAAUUUAGACAAGCUAUUGCACUUGUUAAAUUACAAAAUAGAAUUAAUAAAUUAAAACAAAUGCAAACUGAAGAAGAUGAUGAUCCAAGUGAAAUCAAUUUAUUUAAUGAAGAAGGAAAUUUAAGUAAAAAACAAAGUACUGAUGGUGAAGCUUUAACAAAUUGGCAAAAAUUAAAUGAUGCUUUAAGUGCUACAAAACAAGAUCCAAAUCGUUCAAAAGAUUCCUUGGCUUCGGCGUCAGGUCUUAAAACUAAUGCAGCUUCUAAUGCAUUUGUACAAUUAGUUCAUGCCGCUUCUGAAAAUAAACAUAGAGUUUCUAGUUAUCGAGAUGAAGAACAAACCUAUAAAGAUAAAGAUAAAGAAAAAAUCACAAGCAAAAGCGAAGGCAAAGAAUGA